CAAUAUCUCCCCGUUAGCCCCAGAAACGCAACGGUGGCGGAUAAAUUUAGUCAUAGAAAUGGCUCCCGUGGCCAGAGCUAUAGCCUUAGCAGGAGCAUUUCACCACUAUUCCCACAUCACCAUUAGAUCACCAAGGAGACUUUACCAUUCUUGCAGGGCUAUCUAUAACCCAAAGGUCCAAAUCAAAGAGGAAGGACAGCCUCAGACCCUUGAUUACAGGGUCUUUCUUGUUGAUCACUCUGGCAAAAAGGUCACUGGUUUUUUCGUUCCCACUUCCAUCUUUCAUGUCAAAAAUGGUUUCUUUCUUAUUUGGGGCUGUAUCUCCUUGGCAUGAUAUUCCAUUGCAUUUGGGUGAUGGAGUUUUUAAUUUUGUUGUUGAGAUACCCAAAGAUACUAGUGCCAAAAUGGAGGUUGCUACUGAUGAGCUAUACACUCCAAUAAAGCAAGAUACAAAGAAGGGAAAACUUAGAUACUAUCCUUACAACAUCCAUUGGAACUAUGGAUUACUCCCUCAAACUUGGGAAGACCCAUCAUUUUCAAACCCCAAAGUUGAAGGAGCGCUAGGAGAUAAUGACCCAGUUUUAGUUGAUGUUGUUGAGAUUGGAGAGAGACGAAGAAAGAUUGGUCAGAUCCUCAAGGUUAAGCCCCUAGCUGCUUUAGCUAUGAUUGAUAAGGGGGAGCUUGAUUGGAAAAUAGUUGCAAUAUCUUUGGAUGAUCCAAGAGCUUCACUUGUGAAUGAUGUUGAUGAUGUUGAGAAACAUUUUCCGGGUACUCUUGUUGCAAUUAGGGAUUGGUUCAGAGAUUACAAAAUCCCAGAUGGGAAACCUGCUAACAGGUUUGCUCUUGGGAACAAGGCAGCAAACAAGGAUUAUGCUUUGAAGAUUAUCAAUGAAACUAAUGAGUCAUGGGCAAAGCUAAUGAAGAGAUCUAUACCUUCUGGGGAUCUUUCUCUCCUGUAAACUAAUGCAAAUAAUCUGAUCAUGUAGUUUUGUUUUAGUAAACAAUGCCUUGAGAAAUGAUUUUUCACUUUCUUUUGAGUUCUAUGUGCGUGUGUGUGUUUGGGGGAUAGCAUGACUCAAGUUUUACUGAAUUAUGCCUCAUAUGGUCCAUUUAUCCC
Messenger RNA from Theobroma umbraticum, 1117 nucleotides. RefSeq names its product soluble inorganic pyrophosphatase 6, chloroplastic-like. The record is from RefSeq and is a predicted model, not a curated record. Gene Ontology annotation, molecular function: magnesium ion binding; inorganic diphosphate phosphatase activity. Lineage: Eukaryota; Viridiplantae; Streptophyta; Magnoliopsida; Malvales; Malvaceae. Gene Ontology annotation, cellular component: cytoplasm. Gene Ontology annotation, biological process: phosphate-containing compound metabolic process.